Molecule: messenger RNA, 555 nt
Organism: Protopolystoma xenopodis
Lineage: Eukaryota; Metazoa; Platyhelminthes; Monogenea; Polystomatidea; Polystomatidae
Source: the annotation of a GenBank genome assembly
AUGUAUUUCUCAUGUCUUCGUCCCACUGAAGGACCCGAGGGCUGCAAUCUCUUCAUCUACCACCUGCCGCAGGAGUUUGGGGAUCACGAGUUGGCUCAAAUGUUUAUGCCUUUUGGCACCGUGAUUAGCGCCAAGGUUUACGUGGACCGGGCCACCAAUCAGAGCAAAUGUUUCGGUGGGCUGGCGAUUUGCCACACCCAGCGCCUGCGCUGCCACCGCCUCUCUCUCCGCCACGGACCCGCCUGCGAGUGGACACACCUCCCGGUCUAUUCCCACGCCCAAUUUCCCACUCGCCCACCUCAGACACACCAUUUGUCGCGCACACUGUGGCCAGAUUUGUGUGUUUUCACACACAAAUGCCUCAAGGCAUGUGACCAGUUCCACUCGUGGGUUGGCCCGUCACAAGGUCUUUUCGACUCGGUAACAGUCGUUUUGCCCACCCCCACUGACACUCAACUGAAAGCAUCUAUAUUUUGGCGGGGGGGUGGGGUGGUGGUGGUUCUGGGGUCAAGCGAGCUACCUGAUUGGUCCACCGCCAUUCGAGGUAGUAACUAA